AUGCCAACUAUCUUAGAUACAGAUAUUGGUUCGGAUUAUGAUGAUCAAAUGGCAUUAACUUGUAUUUUAGCAAAUCCAACUAUAUUUGAUUUAAAACUUAUUGUUUGUUCAACAUUUAAUACUACAGCACGUGCUCAAAUCACUGCAAAAACUUUAGCAAUAUUUGGUCGUUUCGAUAUUCCAAUAGCUAUUGGUCAAAAUACUGGUACUCGUGAUAUAUUCGAAUAUGAAUGGGCACAAAAUUAUACACUUGAUCAAUUUCAAAAAGAUGGAGGAAUCAUAUAUGAAAAUGGUGAAGAUGCUUUAUUAAAUGAAAUGCAAAAAGCAAAUUUAGAUAAUAUUUAUAAUGUUAUUGAAAUAUCACCAUCAACGUCAUUAGGACAUGUUUUGCAACAUAUAAAUCCAGAACUAUUAAAAUAUAUACGUUUAUUUAUUAUGGCUGGAUCAGUUUAUUAUGGAUAUGAUAAUUCUAGUCAACCAUCAAAAGAAUAUAAUAUUUAUACUGAUAUUCCAUCAGCUCAAAGAGUAUUUAAUUCUUCAUGGGCUUAUUUUGGUUUAGCUCCACUUGAUACAACUAUUUUUAUGCAAUUUUAUGGUUCUUUAUGGGAAAAUUUUUAUUCAUAUCGUAAUCAAAAUAAAUAUGUUCAAUUAAUUAUUGAUUCUUAUACAAUUUGGUAUAAUAAUGGAGGAAAACAUUAUGGUGCUUUGAAACCAUUUAGUCCACAAAAUGGUACAAGUAUUAUGUAUGAUGUUUUAGCUGUAUUUUUAGCUGCAUCUUACCCAAGUGUUUCCACAAUGAUUAAUCAACAACUUCCAUUAAUUGUUACUUCAGAUGGUUUUACAAAAAUAAAUUCAACUUUUGGAAAACCUGUUAAUGUAUCUGCAGCAUUUCAAACAAAAGAUCCAUAUAUAUCAACACAAUUCAUUGGUGUUACAGUAUUAGAGUCAAUUAUUAUGAGCCCAUAA
This is a messenger RNA of Adineta steineri, 966 nucleotides long. NCBI's taxonomy places the organism in Eukaryota, Metazoa, Rotifera, Eurotatoria, Adinetida, Adinetidae. The record is from the annotation of a GenBank genome assembly.